AGACAGACUGAGUCGUGACGUUAUGCGACUAGCGUAGAUUUGUAAAUGGAGAGCACCGCGUUCACAUCACGUUUCAAAUGCGGGUUGAGUCCAGGCACAUGAUGUACAGAGCCGCUCCGUGGACCGCGUCUGCACCUAAUUCACGGAUACACGCUGUUUAUCAAAUUAACUAGCCGCACACACGUGCUGUCUCUGCUCCUUCCCAAACAUAAAACUACAUCAUUGCCAAAGGAACGAACAGUUUUGAAUCAUCGGAGGCCACACUCUUCACUGAAGCUGAACCCUGCUGUACCUCAUGAGUUUUGUGGAGUACUCCGAGAUAAUCCAAGAAGGGGAUGUGGUCAUUAUCUUCCUGGGUCAUGAGUCCAUGAUGCCUGUUAUGGUUCAGUCAGGAGCUCAGACGCAAACCCGCUAUGGGGUCAUCCGGCACUCCAGCGACCUGAUCGGACAGCGGUUUGGGUCCAAAGUGACCUGCAGUAAGGGUGGUUGGGUUUAUGUGCUUCACCCCACACCAGAGCUGUGGACUGUCAACCUUCCCCACCGAACACAGAUCCUCUACACUACAGACAUCGCUAACAUCACACUGAUGCUGGAGCUCAAACCAGGCUCUGUCGUCUGCGAGUCAGGUACAGGCAGCGGCUCUCUGUCUCACUCUAUUCUGCGGACCAUUGCUCCCACCGGCCACCUGCACACAGUGGAGUUCCACGCUCAGCGAGCUGAAAAGGCCAUCCAGGAGUUCAAGGAGCACAAGGUGUCUCACCUGGUUACUGUUAGAAACCAGGAUGUGUGCAAGGAUGGCUUUGGCAUCACCGGAAUAGCCGAUGCAGUGUUUUUAGACAUCCCCUCUCCAUGGGAGGCAAUCACACAUGCCAAGAGCGCCAUUAAAUGCAAAGGAGGUCGUAUCUGUUCCUUCUCGCCAUGUAUAGAGCAGGUCCAGAGGACUUGUGAGGCAUUAUUGGACCAUGGCUUUGAGGAGAUCUGCACACUGGAGGUUCUGCUCCGGGUACAUGACGUUCGUACUGUCACUCUGCCCUCACCAGACUUCGGACCGGAGGAGGACUCCAGGAGCAGCCAGGUGGCUUCAGAUCUUAGUCAAGAUGAAGUCCCAAACUCUGGGAACACCUCUGUGAUCUGCAGGACUGCCACACCUCCCAGAGAAAUGGCAGGACACACAGGAUACCUCACCUUUGCUACCAAACCACGUGACUAGAGGCAUAAUUGAAGCUGAUGGAGACUGUUGUAGAGUUUAAAGGGAUACUUCACCCCAAAAUGAAAAUUGUCAUUAAUCACUUACCCCCAUGUCGUUCCAAACCCACAAAAGUUUAGUUCAUCUUCGGAACAAAAUUUAAGAUAUUUUAGAUGAAAACCGGGAGGCUUGAGACGGUCUCAUAGAUUGGCAAGUAAAUAACAGUGUCAAGGUCCAGUUAAGUAUGAAAAGCAUCGUCAUAAUAGUCCAUCUCCCAUCACUGUUUCAACCGUAAUGUUAUGAAACGACGAGAAUACUGUUUGUUAGCGAAGAAAAAAACAAAAAUGGAUUCAACAAUUCCUUUGUCAACAGUCUUCUCUGUGUCUCUCCACAUCACUCAAACUGCCUACGCUCUUCUGUGUCAGCCGCGCCAUAAGGAUUUCUACUUGAUUUCACAAGGUUUCUAUGUGUAUUUAGGCUUUUAUUUGAAAGAAAACAGUGCAUCCUUGUGGCGUGGCUGAAACAGAAGGCUGUUUGAGUGAUGUGGAGAGACACAGAGGAGACUUUUCGACAAAGGAAUUGUUAAAUAAAGUCGUUAUUUUUGUUUUCACUUACAAACAGUAUUAUUGUUGCUUCGUAACGUAACGGUUGAACCACUGAUGGCAGAUGGACUAUUCUGAAGAUGCUUUUCAUACUUUUCUGGACUCUUACAGUGUAACUAACUUGGCGGUCUAUGGGACAGUCUCAAGAUUUCAUCUAAAAUAUCUUAAAUUAUGUUCUGAAGACGAAAGAAGAUUUUACGGGUUUGGAACGACAUGGAGGUAAGUGAUUAAUGACAAAAUGUUCAUUUUGGGGUGGAAUAUUCCUUUAAGAAUAAAUGCAGACUCUCUAAAUAUCUUGAAUGUAAGGACGUCACCUGAACACACCUUUGUAUAGUCUUUUUUUUGUUAGCUUUAUUUAGUUAUAAAAAAGAACGGUUAACAGCUAGAUGGGCUUUUACAUUAAUUUAUAAGUUCAUGAUAUAUAAAAACUCAGUACAGGUUGAUGCUCCAUUGUUUAUUGUUUGCCUUUUUUUUUUAGUUGAUUGUUUUACUACAAUAAAUUAUAUUGGAAUGGAGAAAAAACCCUAUCUUCAUAGUUUCUUUCUCUUGUGCUCUUUACAUGGUGGCUUUGUAUGACUGUCAGCUGCUGAAUGCAGCUAGUACACAGAUAUCUGUCCCCUCAUAGAGAACACAAGAUAGAGUGACUUGGAAAUUUAUGCUCCCCAUGACGGGUUUUAUUUUAGAGCAGAAUGUCAGACAACAUCAUGAAAGCUUUGAUUGUGGUGUUUCCAUUUGUGUUCAUUUAUGUGGUGAUAGCAGUGUCUUUCCACUGGUGCUCUCAGUUCAAGGCUGUUACGGCCUGUUUUGUAUCUGUUGUGUAUAUUACUUUCUUGUAUGUGGAAUGUAAGAUACUGAAGAACAAUGUGCCAACAUCUGGUACGUUAUAUCUGAAAUUAUCUGCUAAGAGAUCUUCUAUUAAUGUCUCCAUAAAAGGUGUUCCUUCUGCAAUCUGAGAUUUUCACGGAUGCUGUACAGAGGUGGAUUUAUUUCUUAUUCUCUCACUCUCUCAAAUGCUCAGUGUGUUAUUAACCUUUUGCGCUCGAUUUUUGGGAAACAAGGAUGGUAAGGAUGGUCUAAUAGUCAGAAAUAUAGUUACAAGCUGUGUUUGGAAUGGUUUAGUAGCAUAUUGUACAUGAUAUAGUUAAUACCGCCUGCUAUAAAAAAAAAAAAAAGUUAAUCGGGAUGCAUUAGGCAACGUUAAUAGUUUAAACAUUGAUAAGUUAUACCAUUUCAUUGCACGUGAGGUUCAGUGGUCGGUUGCCAUCUUGGGAAUGAUAAAUGUUGAUACUAUAAAAGCCUAUAAUUAUUUUCACGUGAUGAUUAUAAAUGGUAUUAAAAUGUAGAGAGAAAAACAUUAAAAUCAAUAGUUUAUAUAUAUAUAUAUAUAUAUAUAAUUCAUUAUUUUUCUCAAAAUUCUAAAAACAAUACCCCAUAAUGACAAUGUGAAAGAAGUUCUUUGCAAUAAAAAUACACGUACACAAGUUUUCACAUGGCUUUGCUCCCCUUUGGCACCAAUUGUGGUGUUGCAUAUAAUCCCUUAAACCCUUCUCUAGGCAAAGGGUUUGUAAUAAAAAAAAAAAUAGACUGUUGCCAUGGUCACAUGAUUUGUUAAUGCAAGUAGCGGUGUUAGUUUUCACAGAAAACAAUAUACAAUGGAUAAGAAAAACAAAAAAGAAAACUUUAUAUGAAAGAGAAGGACCAGAUGACACAGAAACUCAAAUUGUUAAUCAAAACAAAAAAUUCCAAAAAAUUAUUUACUCACCCACUUUUAUGCAUCUUUGAUUAAAUAAAGAUCUCUCAUAAUUUCUGUCCAUGUAGAGUUUCUCAGGUACUAGUGUGAAUAAAUAUAUAUUUAAAAGAAA
Molecule: messenger RNA, 3650 nt
Organism: Carassius auratus (goldfish)
Lineage: Eukaryota; Metazoa; Chordata; Actinopteri; Cypriniformes; Cyprinidae
Product: tRNA (adenine(58)-N(1))-methyltransferase catalytic subunit TRMT61A-like
Exons: 4
Coding region: 296-1210 (304 amino acids)
Biological process (GO): tRNA methylation
Cellular component (GO): nucleus; tRNA (m1A) methyltransferase complex
Molecular function (GO): tRNA (adenine(58)-N1)-methyltransferase activity
Source: RefSeq, a predicted model, not a curated record